This is a messenger RNA of Toxorhynchites rutilus septentrionalis, 866 nucleotides long. RefSeq names its product serine protease snake-like. Gene Ontology annotation, biological process: proteolysis. NCBI's taxonomy places the organism in Eukaryota, Metazoa, Arthropoda, Insecta, Diptera, Culicidae. Gene Ontology annotation, molecular function: serine-type endopeptidase activity. The record is from RefSeq and is a predicted model, not a curated record. The transcript has 8 exons. The coding region runs from base 1 to 738 and encodes 245 amino acids.
AUGCACUCGGCAGCUGUACAACUUGUAUUUGUGACUCUUACUAUAUUUCUAUGUUGUGUUGAAGGUCAAGAUGAAGAAAUCUUAACGCUUCCUAAUGAGCGUACUUCCUUCGACGAUUGUCACUUGCGAUUUCACAAGUUAUAUCGGGUGGGUUUGGUGAAACCAGCGUUUGGACAUCCAGCUCGGUUGAAGGAGUUUGCCCACAUAGGAGCUGUUGGAUGGACCCAACCGAACGGGAAUAUUUCAUGGAAGUGUGGCGGAACGUUAAUAUGGGGCAACUUCGUACUCACGGCGGCACACUGUGUCGUUGAUUCCGAGAACCAAGCUCCAGACGUCGUCAGAUUUGGCGAUUUGAAUAUUGCGACAACCGAGGGAGAUGAAUACGCGCAGCAGUUGAAGAUCGUUGCGAUUUUCAGACAUCCUCAACAUCGGUUCAUAGCACAUUACCACGAUAUCGCUUUACUUAAGUUGGAGCGGAAUGUCGAUUUCAGUGAAGUCGUCGUACCAGCAUGCCUUUGGACAGAUGAAGAAGUGAGAUUUAAAACUUUGGAAGCUACUGGCUGGGGUCGAACAGGACAUGCUGACAAUCAGACACCUAUAUUACUGAAAGUGUCACUGAAACCUAUUGAUAAUGUAGAAUGCAGCAAUGUAUAUUCAAAUGGAACGAAUCGGAAGCUGAGACGUGGACUUCAACCGCACCAGAUAUGUGCUUUCGAUGAAAAGAUGGAUACAUGGUGAUUCAGGAGGUCCACUUCAAAACAAGUUGAUGCACAAUGCAAGAAUGACCCCUUUUGUUGUUGGUGUAACUUCCUUCGGAACCGCUUGUGGAAUGUCUGUUCCGGGAGUUUAUACUAAAAUAGCGCCGU